Molecule: messenger RNA, 2544 nt
Organism: Protopolystoma xenopodis
Lineage: Eukaryota; Metazoa; Platyhelminthes; Monogenea; Polystomatidea; Polystomatidae
Source: the annotation of a GenBank genome assembly
GAAACAAAACGAUACUCCACCGGUGAUGUUUUGUCCAGACGGAGACCCGCCAAGGUCCCCUCAACUCGCCCAGCGGGAUUCGAUAGACCCUUCGACGAUAUCGCAACCGUGGGCCCUCUUGAACUGCCUCGUGUUGGCGCACUUGAACGGAGGCGCACGAGGCCUGUAAAAUGGCUUCAAAAGCGGCAAAAUCAAUUGGCGGGACCGGUCGGAAUGAAGGAACUGGCGCAAGAAUGCGGAAGGCCCGGCGAGACGACGAAAAAUUCAGUCUACAGCCGCUUCCCUCGGGAUCCUAAACUCAUCUCCCUCGCCUCACAACUCUCUCUCAACAGCUUCGGCCCACGCGAUCUGACGCAUCUGUCGCUACCGUCGACGCGUGAAGACGACGAAGCGCCGCCCUACAUUCGCAGUCCGUCCAAAUGGCCCAAGCUGGAGGUGUUGUCGCGCGGCGAGCGGCAAUCGUUCGCCGUCACUCCGGACCGAGUCCCGUCGGACUGUCACGUCUGCCUGGCCUGCGGCAUGGACUGUCUCCAGCACGAGCGACUCUACGUGCACCUGCGCGACCAUCUGCAUCGGUUCGGCUCGGUGCACUCGGAGAGCCGGGAGCCGAUGUACCAGUGCAAGCACUGCGAGGGGGAGUUGGCCUGCUCCACCCUCAUGCGGCACCCGUGCUUCCUGGAGAGCCUGAGGGCGCUGCACUGCAUCGAGAGGUACAUCGACUACGAGGGCUCCCCGCUCGUCUGUGUCCUCUGCAAGGGCCGACUGCUGCCAUCGCGGGCACACCUCAUCCUCCACAUCAUCAUCGGCCACUCGGUCCACAGGGACCCCAGAAAGUGUGUCUUCUGCCAGGCAGAGUUCCCCUCGGAGAGUCUGAUCACGCAAGAGUUGCACGCCUACGAGCAUCAUCUGGCCAGCGUUCAGGUGCUCACCAGACAGGCCAGCUUCGGCAAGAUUCGCAGUGGCCUCGGCAGCGGUAGCGGCGGCGCUGGUGGCGGUGGCGGUAACCGGGUCGACUCGUGGCGACCGUUUCUAUGCCUCUUCACUGACGCCGUCUUCCCGGCCCAGACGGGCCCGUCGUCAAGGCUGGCUGAGGAGCGUUUCUGGGAGCCGGGCGACAACAACAAUUUCGAGCUGCCACCAAUCGGGCUGAGCUCGGACAAACGUCCGCUCAAGUGUACCCGUACCAGUCUGCUCUGUUCGAGUAGACCCAAUCAGGGCAGCCGACACCUCACGCUCACUCGCAAUGAGCAUCCGGACGAGACGGUGUUGCCGCGCGUCGGUCGGACGACCGGUUUACGUCGGUCGCGGGGUGAUCCAUUGCACCGCUCCGUCGGCGACUCCUGCCUCAACCAGGCCAACGAAGAAUUGGCCGACUCCAGUAACGAAAAAGGCGCCAAAUCGCGAAAACUAUGUCUACAGGGCUUCAACAGCCUGGCCGCGUUCACUGUACACGUACAGGCCAUGCACACCUCGUGGGAGCCGGAUUGGCACGACGACCCGAAAGUUGAUGCCUCCAAAAUGUACUCGAAAAUGCACCGAAUUUUUGGAGUUCGCAUACGUGACCUCGCCUCAUUGGCCACCUCGAACGACCCAAGACGCAGCGUGAUAGAUGUCGAUGACGACAAUGAAGAAGAUAAAUCUCAGUCCCUCGACGACGUAACCUCAUUGAACGACCAAGGGAAGGUAGGCCUUAAUAAAAAGUUGACGCUGGCGAGGAGAAGCCAAAAAAAGCAGAGUCUGUUAGUCCAUAACACCCGCCUCAACCAAGUUCCAGAUCAAGGUCCAGAUAACGAAUAUUCCUUAAUUCAAUCUCAAGAAUUCGACUUUAGUACAAAAACGGGAAAUUCCGUUGACAUCAUCGAUGCCCACGACUCAGCCCACCCAGUCGACGAAUUUCGAGCGCCUACUUCAGAAAUGGAACCUGUUUCUCAGCCUCAAGAUACCUCCCCGAACCGUUGUCAAAGCAACAGCCCUGAAAUGCAACAGAGUCAAAGUAAUGCUCAACCAGACACUAGGCUAUUUACCGGCCAUAGCAACCCUGCUGCCAUGACAAUAAACAACAACAGUAUCUCAGUCAGGAGCAGGCAAUUAAAAAUCUCGUCCUGCCGGGAAAGUAACUAUAAUCACUCCUCCAAUCCGCCUACAAGACAAACGGUCAACCUGUUACGACUUAACUCUAAGUCCCAGCCCUCCAGGUUGGUGAUUGCUCCAAACAGCAAGCUGGGAAUAAAUGAAAAAAAUCGUUUAGAAAACGCCGACCUGUCACAUGAUCUGGGGUCGAGUCUUGAUUCCAUAGGUUCUUUUGGGUAUCUCCAGAAUUGCCGAAUCUGUGGGAUGGAGGUAAAGAGCCUAAAGCACAUGGAAGGGCACACGGACAAAUGUCAUUUGGUUGCGUUUCUACACCGUAUAAAGUGCCUAAACGAAAGAGGAAAGCUGAGGGAGCGGAUAGAUAUUCAGUCCCUCUGUCUGGAAUGCUACAUACUUUUCCCAGAUAGAUUCAAAUUACAGGUUUGUUAUAACUUGGACAAUAAAAAAUUUAUUUAA